This is a messenger RNA of Hibiscus syriacus, 789 nucleotides long. RefSeq lists its product as uncharacterized. Lineage: Eukaryota; Viridiplantae; Streptophyta; Magnoliopsida; Malvales; Malvaceae. The coding region runs from base 1 to 789 and encodes 262 amino acids. The record is from RefSeq and is a predicted model, not a curated record. Gene Ontology annotation, molecular function: nucleic acid binding; zinc ion binding. The transcript has 2 exons.
AUGUCAAAUCUUACAAAGCUUGAAUUUAUGGCCUUGGACAUCACUGGAAAGAACUAUUUAUCGUGGGUACUAGAUGUUGAAAUUCACUUGGAUGCAAAAGGUCUUGGUGAGACCAUUAAGAAAGGAAAUAAAGCAACAACUCAAGAUAAGUCUAAAGACAUGAUAUUCCUUCACCAUCAGCUUUAUGAAGGUCUUAAGACUAAAUACUUGACUGUUAAAGACCUUCAAAUCCUUUGGAUCAAUCUAAAGGAAAUAAUCACUUCACAAUUGAAUUUAUGUGGAGAGAAAAUUGCUGAUGCAGAAAUGCUAGAAAAAACACACUCCACUUUCUAUGCAAAUAAUAUUAUCCCACAGACACAAUAUCGUGAGAAGGGAUUCAAGAAAUAUUCUGAAUUAAUUUCUUGUCUUCUAGUGGCUGAGCAAAACAACGAACUACUAACGAAAAAUCAUGAAUUACACCCAACUAGUUCUGCUUCAUUUCCUGAAGCGAAUGUGACAACUAAAAAUGGACAAGAAUUGAAAGAAACAAACCAUGGCAAUGACAAUGGUAAUGGAAGCGGCUGUGGUCAUGGUUGUGGUUAUAGUCACGGAUGUGGUCGUGGAUAUAGAUAUGGUCAAGGUGGUCAUUUUAGAAACUCAUAUUCCCACUGGAAGUGGGAUAGUAAAAAUGAAAGCAAGUAUGAGAAAGAAAAGGAAAACAAUGUGACCAAUAAAUGUUAUCGUUGUGGAGGAAAAGGUCAUUGGUCACGUCUAUGUCGUACUCAAAAGCACCUAGUUGAUCUUUAUUAG